Protomyces lactucae-debilis is the source of this 1137-nucleotide messenger RNA. RefSeq lists its product as uncharacterized. The coding region runs from base 1 to 1137 and encodes 378 amino acids. The transcript is spliced from 3 exons. Lineage: Eukaryota; Fungi; Ascomycota; Taphrinomycetes; Taphrinales; Protomycetaceae. The record is from RefSeq and is a predicted model, not a curated record.
AUGGGUGCCAGUCUAUCUCCUGCAGGCUCGCAUUCCGCUGGCACCUUGGGUCCCUACGUUCAACGCAAGCAGAGCAAGGUUAUAUGCGCCCUGACAUGCUACCACGUAGCGCAAGAGGCUCCUGCCGACUUGGGCACGAUCACGCGCAAUCCUGCAGAGUUCGAUGCCUGCGACAUCGUCUGUCCAGCUGAAGGCGACAUGGCGACAAUCCACAAAGAAUUAGAAGAAAGGAUAGCUGAUGACCAAUGUUGGCUUGAGACUCACUCCGCGGAUCCCGCUGGACAGCGUAGAGCUGCCGAUCUGGCGCGCGCCAUCGCGGUCAACCAGGCCAAGAUUGACAAGUACCGUGCGCAGAGAGUCAUGGGAAAGGUGUGCGCUGGCCAUCUGCGCUUUCCCACGGCCACGGAGAUGACGUACAGUGACUGUGCGUUGAUUGAAGUUGCUGAUCCGGGGAGCGUUUCUACGGUGUUCGAUACAGUCGGGCAAGACGAAGACUUCUGCAACAGGUUCAUGGAUCCCGCGCUUCUCGAAAGGACGCAGCGUGUUACCAAGUUUGGCAGAAGCACUGGCUCUACCUCGGCAACUGUCAAUGGCUACAGGUUUGCGGCUUCAAUGGAAACGCCGUUCGGCCUCGCUGAAAGUUUCUGGGCAUUCGCUGCCUGGAGUGAGGAGCGCCAUUCAGCGUUCACGGAGAAGGGCGACUCAGGGGCAGCCGUGGUGUGGGAGCGGAAUAUCGUGGGCCUUGUCUUUGGUGGGAUAGAAGGCGAGGUCGAGACGUCUCGUGGACAGAGAGCAUUCUGGACAUCGCUGCAAUCCUUGAUAUCGAACCACUCUUUAGUUGACGAGCCACUUGUCGACAAGUCCAGCCAUUGCUUGGCCUGCAGAAGGAAGCAAGCGAGAAAGGCACAGCAGGCUGAGAAUUUGAAACGCAAGCGGACAGAGAAGGAGGAGAGUGGCUCAAGAUCGAAGCGUGGCAAACUGCGAGCGCUGGAAAAGGAGAAGAAGGAAGGCGAUGCUGAAGAAGAGGAAGAUGCUGAGAGCAGCAUGAGCGAAGGAGAGCUCGAAGAAGAAGAAUUCUGGCUGGAUGCUGAAAGCGAAAGCGAGGAGGAGCAAGUGGAGGAUGACUUGGAGAAGUAG